UCAGUGGCGGGUUCUGCGGUGGACGGAGCUCCGGCGGGCGGGCGCUGUGCUCGCUCAGUAGGAACAGGUCCUCGGCCGGCAUCGCUCAGCGGGCAGCAGCCGCAGGAGGAGGUGCUCCGGAGGAGGAGGAGGAUGCUGUCCCGACUGCGCGUGGCCGCGGCGCCCUGCGCGAUGGCGCGGCGCAGCCUGCACACCAAGGAGAAGGGCAAGCCGCUCAUGCUGAACCCGCGCACCAACAAGGGCAUGGCCUUCACCUUACACGAGCGACAGAUGCUGGGGCUGCAGGGACUCCUGCCUCCCAAAAUAGAGACACAGGACAUCCAAGCCUUACGCUUCCACAAGAAUCUGGCAAAAAUGACUGACCCCUUGGAGAAGUACAUCUACAUCAUGGGCAUCCAGGAGAGGAACGAGAAGCUGUUCUACAGGGUGCUGCAGGACGACAUUGAGCGGCUCAUGCCCAUCGUGUACACCCCCACCGUGGGGCUGGCCUGCUCCCAGUACGGACACAUCUUCAGGAGACCAAAGGGAUUAUUUAUUUCCAUCUCAGACAGAGGCCACAUAAGGUCAAUUGUGAACAACUGGCCAGAGAACGAUGUUAAGGCUGUUGUGGUCACUGAUGGAGAAAGAAUAUUGGGUCUUGGAGACCUGGGGGUGUACGGGAUGGGAAUUCCAGUGGGAAAGCUGUGUUUGUACACAGCCUGUGCAGGGAUACACCCAGAUAAAUGCCUGCCUGUGUGCAUCGACGUUGGGACUGAUAACCCAACCCUGCUGAAGGAUCCCUUCUACAUGGGGCUGUACCAGAAGAGGGAUCGCUCGCAGGUCUACGAUGACCUGAUCGAUGAGUUCAUGGAAGCCAUCACGGACAGGUAUGGCCAGAACACACUCAUCCAGUUUGAGGACUUUGGAAACCACAAUGCUUUCCGGUUCCUGAGGAAGUACCGGGAGAAGUACUGUACCUUCAACGACGACAUCCAAGGGACAGCCUCAGUGGCCUUGGCAGGACUGCUGGCAGCCCAGAAAGCCACUGGGAAACCACUCACAGACCAGAAAGUGCUGUUCCUUGGAGCAGGAGAGGCCGCCCUGGGAAUCGCCAACCUCAUUGUCAUGGCCAUGAUGGAGAGCGGUGUUUCCCACGAGGAGGCCUCCAGGAGAGUGUGGAUGUUUGACAAGCACGGCCUGCUGGUCCAGGGCCGGGAGCAGAAGGUGGAUCCCCACCAGGAGCCAUUUGCCCACAAGGCUCCAGAGGACAUACCAAAGACAUUUGUAGAGGCAGUGAAUGUACUUCGGCCUUCAGCUAUCAUCGGAGUGGCUGGGGCUGGGCGUCUCUUCACCCAGGACGUGCUCAAAGCCAUGGCUUCCAUCAACGAGCAGCCCAUCAUAUUUGCCCUGAGCAACCCCACGGCCAAGGCCGAGUGCACAGCAGAGGAGGCCUACACGCUGACAGAGGGCCGGUGCCUGUUUGCCAGCGGCAGCCCCUUCGAGCUGGUCACUCUGAAGGAUGGGAGGAUCUUCAAACCAGGCCAAGGAAACAACGCUUACAUCUUCCCAGGCGUGGCUCUGGCUGUGAUCCUCAGCAGCGUCAGGCACAUCAGUGAUAAGGUUUUCCUGGAGGCUGCCAAGGCAUUGGCAGAACAGUUGACAGAUGAGGAGCUUGCACAAGGAAGACUUUAUCCUCCACUGUCCAAUAUCAGGGAAGUUUCUAUUUAUAUUGCUGUCAAGGUGAUGGAGUUCCUGUACGCCAACAACAUGGCCUUCCACUACCCCGAGCCGGCCGACAAGAACCGCUACAUCCGCUCCAAGGUGUGGAGCUACGAGUACGAGUCCUUCAUGCCGGACGUGUACGACUGGCCCGAGUCCAAGGUGCACUGACCAGCCCCGCGCCCGCGCCUCAGGCAGCGCCGCCGCUCUGCAGGGAUCCCCUCCCUCCCUCCUCAGACCAACUCUAAUCAUGAUCUUUGACUCCUCUAAUUUAUUUGCGCUCAUUUCGUUGCCUUUUUUUUUGUUGUUUUUCCCCCCCUUACGCCCUGUUUUUCACCUGAUUUCUCCCAAGUACCUGAUAAACUGUGUGGAUGGUGGCAUCUGCCACAGGGAUGAGAGAGCCCUCCAAAAUUAAUUUAAACAAUAACAUUGCAUUUCUAGCUUAGAGCCAGCACCACACCGAAGAAUUCCAUUAAUGGUAUUUUAGCUACCUGCAUUUGGUGAUAAACUGUAGCUCUCUCAUCACUGCUAAUAUCCAGAAUUACUUAUUUCUGCCUUUAAUAAUCAGUCUUCUAAUUGUCCUAGUGUUGUCACACUGCAUUAGCUGUGACAUCAAGGGAGACCACUUGUCUAGGAAAAACAAAAGGGCAGUUAAAGACAACUUAGAGAGUCUGAUGGGCCUUCUGUUUUGUUUAAUGUUUAAAGAUGCCCAUGUCCAGACAUCCUUGUGGCAUUGGCUGCUGUUUCCUUGAGGAGCAGCGAGAUGUACACGUGUGGGGUCUGCAGCAAGUUUGUAGUUUUGUUUUCAUCACUCCGUGAAAUCUGUUCUCAGGAAAAAUGUGAGCUGGUUCAAAUUGUCCUUGGGAAGCCUGAAAAUAAUCCUGAUCACUUAAUAGCUUUUAAAAACAGAGCCGUGCUGUCACAGAAUAAAUUUUAUUGGGUAGAGGUAGGACCUGAAGUAAUUUAUGGAAAUCUUUUUAGAGAUUUUACUAGGAGAUUUUAAGCAAUGGACUGCAAAAUGAUUUACCAAAGGAUCUUUACUUAAUUUUUUAAUUUUUUCAAGUUUCUGUUUUAUUUAAGCCAGGUUGUUUUCUCCCUUUGUUCUCACAACAAGACUCGCGUGUGAUGUUUUAUGACGCCGCUGACUCGAAAGCUCCAGAGUGGACUCAGCUGGAGGCAGCACCCCGUAGGCAGUGCUGGUUCCAGGUGCUGGCGGGGCUGGAGCAGGAGUGCUGUCAGGCAGCUGCUCACACCAGCGAGUCUGCUGGACGUUCCCUGAGGCCUCGCUCCCUCACUCUGUCACUGGGAGUACUGGACCCAAAAGGUGCAGCGCUACACGCCCUGCACUGAUCACUCCAGUUACUGCCCUUACAGGCCUGGCUUGUCAGGGUCCUUGUGUGACAGCAGGAGUUCCCAGCUGAGUUUUUCCUUGCCAGGGGUAGCGCUGCACGUUUGCUGCAGAUGCCACAGUGUACACUGCCCCAGUUCCCUCGGAGCGAGGCCGCAGGGCCCUGGUCACUGCGCAGGGACAGGCAGGGACAGCCACAGCCUGUGCUCCCUGCCCCAGGAACAGCCGUGUCAAAGAUACCAGGCUGCUCCAGUUUGCUGCAGCAAGGCAGGAGAAGGGCAGCACAGAUGGACGUGCCAGCAGUGCUGCACUGGCAGACAUCAUCCAAAGAGAUAAAGCAGAGCUUGCUCGUGAUUUACUCAUGGCAAGCACUGCUGCCGUAUCCUCAGUUGCACAGGAAAAUGUAAUCUGCACAGAACAGGCCAGAACAGAGCAGGGAGAAUGGUCUCAGUACCCGCUCAGGCACCUACAGCCUGAUCUCUGGCUCUAAAAUUGUAUUCACACAAAGAACAGUAAACUUUGGGAAGGUGCUGCCUGUGUGGGCAAAGGAGACUGAUUAUAUAAACGCAGAAAAGAGUGACGUGGGGAAAAAACUGUGGUGUUCAAGCUGUGGUAAAGUGUUGUGUGGUGGGGCUCAAAGUGCUUCACGGCUGAGUGCUGAGAUGCACAGGACCUUGCACUCGCAAGUGAAUGUACAAAAGACACCAACACACACACAGAGGAUGUUUUUACAAAGAGUGCUUUUUUCAUCUAUUUUUGCUAUGCCUUGUUUGUAUUGUAUUUAAAUUAGUGAUCUUACUGAGAAAGAAAUUAUUUAUUCAGUGUAUGAAUUAUUUUUGCCUUCUGAAAAUCCAGCUCUAUCUGAAGCCUGUUGUAUUGUGCCAGUGGAGUUCUGCAUCACUGGAUUCCGGAGUGCUGGGAACACACAGCUUCCUCCCUCCUGCCAGCCGCCAGUUAGGCAGAUGAGUGACAAAAACACCCAAAAUGCACUGAUCUCAUGUCCCUUCAGCCUGAUUGUUUGUUCCCAAGGAUUGCAGCUGUUGUGCGUAGCCAGUGGCUCGGGAAAAGCUGUGGCUUGGGGAGGCAGCAGGGCCCUGCUUUGGGCAGGAGCGGUCCUGUUCCCAGAGGGAGGGAGAUCCCGUUCCCAGAGGGAGGGAGAUCCCGUUCCCAGAGGGAGAUCCCGUUCCCAGAGAGAGCCCCUGCCCCGGCCAGGCUCAGGAGGACGCUGCUCUGAGCAGCCCCUGCCCGUCCUGGCACUGCCACCGCGCUGUCCUGGCUGGCAGCGGGAUUUCCCCAAGCACAAGCGGUCCCGCACAGGAAUUCCGCUGGAAAUCCCGCUGCAGAGCUGCGGGCCCGUCAGGAGCAGGAGCAGCCUGGGCUGUGCUGGAGGUGUGGGUGGCUCUGUCCCCUGUCCCAGCUGCCCAGCUGGGAGGUGCCAGCCAGACGUGAGCCAGCGCAGCCUCCUGGGCCCUGUCCGCCAGGCCCUGAGCAUCCCCUGCGGCUUGCAGUGUGGACACGGUGAGGUUUCCCUUCCAUGUGCAGCCAUUGUUUCCUGCUGGCAACAGGUAGCCCGUCAGCUCACAGAGUUUAAAGUCCAUUUCACUCUCUCUUUCAUCUUCUCCAGAAUUAAUUUUUUUUCAUACAUAGGAUUUUAAGACACAUAGAUUCGUGUUCAGUUUUCUUUCAGGUACAAUUAAUCCUUGAAGUAAUUGCAACUGCUAAUCUUGCUGGCUAGUAAGGAACCAGUUUCCUUUUUCAUAUUCUACUUAACACGAUUUUUUUCUGUUUGCUGGUUUAUUCAAAAUAUUUACUGGUCUUUAUCUGUACAGAAAAUUCUUAGACAGUAUGCAAAGGGAAACAGGUGUCACCAGGAUGCAUUUUGUCAUGUUACAUAGUGUAAGUUAAAAAAAUACGUCACCAGAAGGACCACCAGUGUUGUAGCUUGUCACACAGCCCCUGUGACUUGCCCUCCAAAUGAUUUUGUAAAAGACUGUCUUCCAUGUCUCCUUGGAGUAUGCAGAACCCUUCUGAGAGGAUCAGGAGCCUGGCUGAGGUCGGUGUUCCAGGAUUUGUCCAAUCCUUGCUUCCUUAAAAUCAGCAGGAGCAGGACUCAGCCUCUUGGCAGCAACCUGUAGGAAUGUUUAGGGGAGAGUAAAGGUGUCUGAUGAAGCACAGCCUUUCUUCAUAAAAUAGCUGUGGGUUUGUUCAAAGCUGUUGCAAAGGUUUGUGUGUUCCUGAAGCCUCUCCCCAGCUGCCAACCUGACAUGUAGAAGGAGACGAUUAAAAUGCUGUGUCUGAUACAUUUUAAACCCCCAGUGUGACGCUCAGUUACAUUUGUGGACAGUGAUGCAUCCUGAUCUGUUGUGUUUGUUUUCCAAGCUUCAAGCCAAGUGACACUUUACCUGCAGAGUGGUUUCCUGUGGUCGGUGCGUGUCUUCCUCUUGUACUGUUGUUUCCAGCACGCUGUUUUACGGGGAUAAAGUAACUCUGUCACACUCCUCUGGUAGUACCUGCCAAGAUGAACGAUACGCCUUUUAGUUUCUCGUUAGCAGCCCUCCCCUGCGUGGUGACUGUUCCUGUGGGAGAGUGGGGAUCACUAUUGUACAGCUCCCACCCAGGAUUCAGUUCAGCUGACUCCGGCCCCAGCAGUGCCGGCCGGUUUUGUUUGGCUGCAGAGGGGCACAGCUGCGCUCCUCUGCAGUCCCACAGCGCUGAGCCCCUCUGCGGCUCUCAGAUCAGCGUGAGAGCAGCCAGGCCUGCAGUCUCUCUGCAGUGCUUCCAGCUGGAUAAGCCACUGUUGUUUCUGCUCUCUGGAUGAUCCAAGUGCUGUCCCGCUCCGUUGCAGCCACGGGCGGCGGGCAGGGACUGGCGUAACACAGGAGGAGGAAAUCCAGAGCAAAGCUCUGCUGCACUGGCCUGCCAGCUGAAUUUGGGCAAAGCCGCUCAGCUGCUGCUGCUGAAGGCACUUCUGACUCACUGUGUGUGGGCCUGCCUGCCCUGCUGCUCCCGUGGGACGAUCCAGCACGGCUCCCAGCCUUCCCCAGUGCCUCCCGCUCUCCGUGGGGAUGGCAGGACUCACCCCCGGCCGUGGCUGCAGCUGGAGGAGCAGGUUCUGUCACCGUGUCCUGCUGGUGCUGCAGCAGCCCCGAGCUGGCUGGUGGUGCUGCCAGACUGAGCUCAGCUCUCCACCUGCCAUCGGCUUCGGCUCAUCCGUUCCUCAGCCAGAUCCUUCCUAACAGGAAUAAAAAUACUCUUGGGACUAAAGAUGGCUGCCUCGUCAACAAAACAGCGAAAUAACCUGCAUUUAUUUCUGUCUUAAACAUAUCUACCUUAUGCAAAUCAAUGUGAGCCUGCUGGGGUGCUUGUGAGAACAGUUCCAGCCUGAUCUGUGCGGGGUUGGCUGUGCCUGGGAGGGUCAUUGCUCAGCUGAAACUAAAACUGUACGUAAAAUGUGAAGUGGUUGGGGUUUCUUCCUACUUUAUAACGUUGUAACUCUAUUGAAAUGUGUGUUCUAGUCUUCUAUUUUCUUAGUAAAAUGCAUUCC
Molecule: messenger RNA, 6590 nt
Organism: Camarhynchus parvulus
Lineage: Eukaryota; Metazoa; Chordata; Aves; Passeriformes; Thraupidae
Gene: ME2
Product: malic enzyme 2
Exons: 16
Coding region: 133-1869 (578 amino acids)
Biological process (GO): malate metabolic process; pyruvate metabolic process
Cellular component (GO): mitochondrion
Molecular function (GO): malate dehydrogenase (decarboxylating) (NAD+) activity; NAD binding; malate dehydrogenase (decarboxylating) (NADP+) activity
Source: RefSeq, a predicted model, not a curated record